Amoebophrya sp. A25 is the source of this 164-nucleotide messenger RNA. The record is from the annotation of a GenBank genome assembly. NCBI's taxonomy places the organism in Eukaryota, Dinophyceae, Syndiniales, Amoebophryaceae.
GUAUUACGCUGCGCGUCCGCAAGUAGUGAGCAAGACUCGAGCUCUAUCUUGCGCAGUGCGCGCGACAAGUUCUAACUUGCACUUUGCGGCUAUCGAGGUCCGGCCUGCCGAGCUUAAUUACAGGGGGAGGGCGACUGGGCCACCCUCUGCGACCAAAGAGACUG